Molecule: messenger RNA, 612 nt
Organism: Micromonas pusilla CCMP1545
Lineage: Eukaryota; Viridiplantae; Chlorophyta; Mamiellophyceae; Mamiellales; Mamiellaceae
Exons: 1
Coding region: 1-612 (203 amino acids)
Source: RefSeq, a predicted model, not a curated record
AUGAACUCCACCCCGACGUUCGCUUGUAUAGAACGGCACUCGGAGACGUCCGUCCGCGGCGCCGGCGCGGCGCGACACGCGCCCGCGGACAUGAUGGCGAGCGGCCGCCGCAUCGACCCGACGCCAUCCUAUCGCAUCGGCGGCAUCAGCAUCAGGCACCCGGGCGGCGCGGGCGUCGGGUCGUCGUCCAGCGGGUCGUCCGUGUACGCGGAGCGGCCGUCGCAGAAACUCCCGCCGCCGCGCCGCGCGGGCGCGCUUCCGGACCUCGCGAACGGUCGCCCGUCGAACCACAGCAGACUCCCCGCGAUCAACGGCGCGACGACCCGAGACCGAGACCGAGACCGAGGCGGCGGCGACGCGUCCUCCGGGACGGGCGGGUUCGACAAGUCUAAGUACGCCGUCCAGGCGAUACCGAGCUUCGACGGCGGGCGGCGCCGCGGCGUCGCGCCCGGGUUUUCCUUCGGCGGCGGCGGCGGCGACCGGGAUCCGUUCGGCGCGACGUCGCCGAUGCGCGACGCGACGGAUAAGAUGGCGGGGUUGGGCGUGCAGGGCGUUGGGGGGCGCGCGGGGGGGAGGAGGGUGGGCGGGGGAGGAGGGGGGACGUGGAGGUGA